Neocloeon triangulifer is the source of this 4013-nucleotide messenger RNA. RefSeq names its product influenza virus NS1A-binding protein homolog A-like. Bases 351 to 2534 code for a protein of 727 amino acids. Lineage: Eukaryota; Metazoa; Arthropoda; Insecta; Ephemeroptera; Baetidae. The record is from RefSeq and is a predicted model, not a curated record. Gene Ontology annotation, molecular function: protein binding. The transcript has 11 exons.
CGCCGCCGUCGUGUGUUUGGAGGCCUGCGUGGAGGAGGCUUUAUUGAUUUUGCCAUCUCGGCCAAAGGAAAGAAAGAGGGGCACCGCGAGUGGGCCGCUGCUGGCUUGGUGUGCGUCCGACGAGAGCCACCGCUGUCUGUGUUGGAAGAGAAACGCGAACGGAAAAGCAGCGACCGGAUCUGCAAAUAAAUCCCCGCGAGUGCAGCGCAGUCUGGAUGGUGAGCACCGGGCGCCAGAGGCGAACGACCCUGACCUCCAGUCGGGCUACCUGACACGACCGGCCCUCGGCCGAUGGACCACUUGUAGUAAACGCACUUCUCCUCACGCCGCUCGCACGCCCGCCGCAAAUCAUGUCCGAAGAAGCAGAACUGGCAGUGAACGCUCUGGAGCUGCAGGGCACGAUGGUGCAGGAGAUGGAACUGCCUGCGGACAUCCUGCUGCAGGCCGACGACGACGAUGGCCUGCCCUCGCAGCACGACCUUGUCGUCGAGGACGAGCAGCAGCAGACCGAAACCCUCGCCGCCCUCGACACCAUGAGGAAAAACAGACACUUCUGCGACGUUGUCCUCAACGUUGGAAGCAGUGAAAUCCAUGCUCACAGGAUAGUCCUGGCGAGUGCCAGUCCAUAUCUGCACGAGUUGUUCACAGCCGACGACGAGAACAAGAGCGCCGCCCGGGAGAAUAAGAUCACAUACCGGCUGAACGGCGGUUUAGACAAGGUGGCCUUCGAGAGGCUCAUUGACUUUGCCUACACAUCCAGGCUCCAUGUGCCAGCAAAUCAAGUCAAGUCGGUGUACUUGGCCGCCUGCCAGCUCAAGAUGGACAAAGUGAUCCAGGUGUGCAGCCAGUACCUGAUUCAGCACCUCGACGUCAAGAACUGCAUCGAAAUUCGCUCCCUUCCUGGAAUCAACAAGAACAAGCAGCUCGUCGCCAAGGUUGACAGAUUCAUCAAUAAACAGUUUGACUUACUGUCAAAGUCGCCGUCGAUGUUGAAUCUCCCCUGCAUCCAGAUCGAAGUGCUGAAUCAAACAAGAGAAGAAAUGUCGUUGGUCAUUGGAGAAUCGUUGUGCCAGCUGGUGCUUGAUUGGGUCCAGAGACAGUCCGAAGAGCACCCUUCGCUGGACCACCUCUCUGAAAAGACACAUCUGCUGUACUUGGCGCUGGAUAAUUCUCUGCAGGACUGCAUGGAGUUGCCAAGUGGCGAGGUCAGCGAUUCAGACAUUGUUCAGGACUACAAGAAACUCUCAAAGAGACAGUCACAGUCAAACUUGAAGAACCGCCGGAAAUCGCAAUUGCAGCCAGCAAAGCCCCGCAUCUUGGUCUACUCAAGGGACAUCAGUGACAAAAAUCUGACUGAGAAUCAGAAUAUAGACUGGGACUUAAUUGCCAACACCAAAGUGCAGGACCACACCUUCAUGGCUCUGGUCUCGAUGGCUGGCGCUUUGGCUACCCUUAGCGUCGUUCUGCGCCUCAACAGGCCAAAAACACCCUCGCCCACCAACACCCCAGGAGACACGGCUCCCGGCUCCAGACUGCCCAGUGAAGAGAAGCCAGACCUGUACUGCGUGCUGCCUAACAUGAGCCACGUCAAGUGUGCUGCAGGAUGCGCCAAUCUCAAUGAAACCUUGCUUGUUUGCGGUGGAUACGACAGAGGUGAAUGUUUGAAGAGUGUUGAGUCUUACUCGCCGGACGGCAACAUCUGGGCAACACUGGCCCCCAUGAAAGAGGCGCGCGGCCGCUUCGACAUUGCCGUUUCCGGUGGAAAAGUUUUUGCAGUGGGUGGAAGCAACGGCACCACGGAACUGCCCACCGUUGAGAUGUACGACCCAAUGACCAAGAAGUGGUCCAGGAUGGCCAGUCUCCCUUUGGCUCGCUCAAAUGCAGGCGUUUGCGACCUGGAGGGCAAGGUGUACUGCAUCGGCGGCUGGAACGGCCAGGUGGGCAUCAAGCAGUGUGACGUGUUCGACCCCAAGACCAACGACUGGCGCAGCGUGGCCCCCCUGCUCACUGGCCGCUACCAGGCCGGCGUGUGCUCCUUCGAUGGCAAGGUGUACGCGGUCGGCGGCUGCGACGCCUGGAACUGCCUCAACUCGGUCGAGUUCUACGACCCGGCCACGGACUCUUGGUGCUACAUCAAGAGCAUGAUCACAUCCCGACGCGGGUGCGGCCUUGCCGUCUUCAAGGGAAAACUGUAUGCGGUGGGUGGAUCUGACGGGAGCCAUUCCCUGACCUCCACCGAGAUCUACGACACUGAAACCGAAACGUGGACUCCGGGUCCUAGCAUGACCACUCCAAGGGCCAACGUCGGAGUUGCAGUUAUCGGAAACAGAUUGUAUGCUGUUGGUGGAUUCUCAGGCAAAACUUUCCUGAACAGCAUCGAGUACUUGGACGAGUUCACUGAUGAAUGGACCACAUUUGUACCAAAACAAGACUUGCACUACCAACUUUCCUUGCCAAGCGGAAGCGACAGGACGUCCAAGAGCGACGGCUCCUCCAUAGCCAGCUGCUCCGACUCCGGUUCUGUGAGCGAGUGAAGUGGCAGAACCUUUUUGGGCCCUGAAUUCCCUCACCACUCAAUUUUCGUUAGCUGGAUAAUCUUCAAAGACUGCUGAUACGAAAUAAAUCACCUGGCCAGGGCUACUUUUUGCUCCCGGAAAAUUUUUCUACGCCUGAUGCCAAGCAUGCUAUCGAUUUAGAAAACGCAUUCUGAUUUGUAUGAUAAAAUAAUAUUACACAUUGAUUACACAUAAGUCUCGGUGUUGGUUGAUUCGAUUUGCCAGACUACCUCUCAUCAAUGAUAAUUAUGACUUGUGUAUACAGUUAAAGAAAUAAAAAAUUGACCAAUCGAACCCAGGGUUAAAAAAUACUCGAUCUGACGUGUGGUAGUCUGAGCAAGUGUAGACCUGGCCUCUCACCCUGUUAGCGAAGAGGUUUUUACACUUCACUAAAAAGAUCUGUUGCGAGUUUAGAAUCAAAAUCGGGGGCCACGUUGCAAAAUUUACUGGCAAAUGUGUAGCAAAAACACCGAUGUUGACGAAAAAAGGGAUAUCACAGGGCGGUUCAGUUUUGUAUACACUAAACAUCUUUUUGAUACGAUAAGAGCGAGACAGCCAGUUAUUUUUGUAUUUAUAAACUCAUUUGUAUUCCAAACAAGAAAGCAAGACGCCCCAGUCAAUCUUUUGUGAAUCAAUAUCGCCAUCUUGGGCCGUGUGUGUUUUACUGCUGAACUGGGAGACGACUAAUGUGUAGACGCUGAUUGGUAUUCUCACCUGUCUGUUUUUCGAGCAAGCAUAUCUCUUUUGAAACCACCACUGCAUUGUAAAAGCUACUUUUAAUUAUUAUUAUGUACAUGAUGAUGAUUAAUAUUAUUCCAUUAUUGUGUGAUAAAAGAGAAGAGACCUGCGGCAGCCUCAAGUUUGAAGGCGGCUUUGUCCAGCACUAGAUUGUUUUAUGAUGGUAAUGAAAACAUUUGCCGUUCUGUAGAGAUUUAUUUUUAUAUCAAAAUAAUGCAUCAGGCAUUUUUUAACUUUGCCAAAAAAGAAUGUUGGACGAAUUUGAUGAAAAACAAUUUCCAAAAUUUAGUAGCCUUCAAACGUAAGGGCUGCCGUAGACAAUUUUAAUUAAUUUGGUUUUCGUCGCAAAUGAAAACAUAAUUUUGGACUAACUGGAAAACACUGUUUAUGUGCCGUUUUAAGUGUCUUAGAGGUAUUAUAGAAAGGUCAUAAAAAAAGCAGAUUUACGAUGAAAUGUUGUAUAAAACUAUCGAAUUACCAUAGGUGAUUAUGUUUUAAUGUUGGUAGCAUGUAUUAGAGGAUAUGAUCGAUAUGAUAUUCAAUAAUCACCUUGUUAGUGCAAUGUUGACCUUUGCAACCUUCAGCUGCUUUUGAUUGUUUGAACACAGCCUUCAUUGAAAACAUUCAGCAAGAGUCAGGGGUGAUUUGUUGUAAUAAAUUUGGAAAUACAUACAUUCAUCAUGAACGAUAAAAAAAGAUACUUAUUAACUUAAAACCUCA